AAUUCAUUCAUUAUUCACAUCUUAUUCAACAACUAAAACAGUUAAUAGUCAAAGUUAACUAAACCUCUUCUCCUAGUUUAUAUUUUCCUGCACACAGCCAAAAAUUUAUUUUGAGAAGAGCUAUAACCUUUCUGAAAAAUUUCACUAUCCCAUAGUUUAGAAAGUGAUAUUUUAUAAACUUUAGUCCAUAAUAACCUGAACCAUGUCAAGUAAGUCCGGUAUAGCCACGUUUGAAGGUCAUAGAAACUUUAGGUUACGAUUAAUUUUGGCUACAUUAGCUGGGAAAUCCAUUAAGAUUAGUAAAAUACGAUCUAAUGAUGUUAAUCCUGGUUUAAGAGAUCAUGAAGUAUCAUUUUUAAGAUUACUUGAAGCAGUAACUAAUGGAUGUCAUAUUGAAAUCUCAUAUACUGGUACAGCAGUUAUUUAUAAACCUGGUAUUAUAAUAGGAGGAGAAUUAACUCAUGUAUGUGCUAAUACAAAACCAGUAGGAUAUUUUAUAGAACCAAUGCUUUAUUUAGCACCAUUCUCAAAGAAGAAAUUUUCAAUAAUUUUUAAAGGUAUAACUACCAGUGAUAAAUCCAAAGAUGCUACCCCAGAAUCUAUUAAAUGGGGGUUAAUACCAAUUAUGGAAAAAUUUGGAGUUCGAGAAAUAUCUCUUUAUAUAUUAAAGAGAGGUUCAGCACCAAUUGGAGGUGGAGAAGUUCAUUUAUUAUGUAAUUCACUUAUACCUCAACCAUUAACUAUUCAUGCAUUAGAUAUCCCUAAAUUUUCUGCUAUUAGAGGAGUAUCUUAUAGUACAAGAGUUUCACCAUCUAUAGUUAAUAGAAUGAUAGAUGGAGCUAGAAAAGCUUUAAGACCAACAGGAGUUGAAGUUAAUAUAACAGCAGAUGUUUGGAGAGGAGAAAAUUCAGGAAAAUCUCCUGGUUAUGGAAUUACUUUAGUAGCUGAACUGAAAAAAGGUUGGAGAAUUGUUGCAGAAGGGGUAGGAUCAGCAGGAGAAUUACCUGAAGAUAUUGGAGAAACUGUUGCAUUACAACUUUUAGAAGAAAUAAGUACCAGUGCAGUUGUAGGAUUAAAUCAAUUACAGUUAGUAUUGGUAUAUAUGACCAUUGGUAAAGAAGAUAUUGGAAGAUUUAAAUUAUCUAAUAGUCAAAUUAAUGAAAAUUUUAUAUGGUAUCUUAGAGAUAUUAAACAAUUAUUUGGUAAUGAAGUAUUUAUUAAGGAAGAAGAUAAAGAUUAUUCAUUACUUUCUAUUAAGGGAGUUGGAUUUACUAGUGUAUCUAAGAAAAUAGCAUAGCCUAGUCAUAGUCAUAGUCAUAGUCAUAGUCAU
Messenger RNA from Scheffersomyces amazonensis, 1330 nucleotides. It is a transcript of the gene RCL1, whose product is annotated as rRNA-processing endoribonuclease. Gene Ontology annotation, molecular function: RNA endonuclease activity. The transcript has a single exon. Gene Ontology annotation, cellular component: nucleolus. NCBI's taxonomy places the organism in Eukaryota, Fungi, Ascomycota, Pichiomycetes, Serinales, Debaryomycetaceae. Gene Ontology annotation, biological process: ribosome biogenesis; endonucleolytic cleavage of tricistronic rRNA transcript (SSU-rRNA, 5.8S rRNA, LSU-rRNA). The coding region runs from base 203 to 1297 and encodes 364 amino acids. The record is from RefSeq and is a predicted model, not a curated record.